AUGGUCCUGUCACUUCAUCAGAAUAUGCGUUUGGAUGCACUUGAACCGGAAAAUGUGGCUUUUGCAAAAUACCUGACUGAGAUUGGUGAUGAUCCAAAGGAAGAUGUUGAUUUACCUCCGUCGGUAACUAGGUGCAAAGAUAUGGAUGGAUUAAUAAACAGUCUGUAUCCAUGGCUGGAAACAAAAGAAAGGGUUUCUUCAGAACGCUUCACUGAACGGGUGAUACUAUCAGCACCCAAUGAGGAUGUACACAAGAUAAAUGCAGCAGCUAUGAAUGCCUUAGAUGGGGAUAUGUACACAUACCUAGCUGCAGACAAACUUAAUGCAGAUGAUGCUGGCAAUACUCAGCGACUUAAUAGCGAAUUCCUGCAAAAUUUAAACCCACCCGGAAUGCCUAGGUUCAAGCUGGAAAUAAAGGUUGGAUGUCCAAUCAUGGUCCUGAGAAACCUAGCACCCUCGGAAGGUCUUUGUAAUGGUACUAGGUUGUUGGUCACUAGGUGCGGACAACACGUGAUAGAAGCCAAGAUUUUGACAGGUGAUAAAGCAGGUGAGAUUGUUUUCAUCCCAAGAAUAAAUUUCAAGCCGACGGCAACGGAGAUGAAUAUCAACCUGACAAGGCAUCAGUUUCCCAUCUGUCCUGCUUAUGCCAUGACAAUCAACAAAUCACAAGGACAAUCCGUGAAAUACGUUGGAAUUGACCUCCGCACUCCAGUGUUUAGCCACGGACAACUUUACGUGGCAUUGUCAAGAUGCACUGCCGCAAGGAGAAUAAAUGUGCGUUGA
This is a messenger RNA of Papaver somniferum (opium poppy), 783 nucleotides long. Its product is annotated as ATP-dependent DNA helicase PIF7-like. The record is from RefSeq and is a predicted model, not a curated record. Lineage: Eukaryota; Viridiplantae; Streptophyta; Magnoliopsida; Ranunculales; Papaveraceae. The coding region runs from base 1 to 783 and encodes 260 amino acids. The transcript has 2 exons.